CGGCUGCCCAAAUUGAUUGUGCGCCUGACUAUCGAAGCGACGACAACCACGACAAACGGGAACGACUUUUGAUCUUGCGGGUCAUUCCUUCGACUUUCUUUCCUUGCCCGCUCCCCAGAGAAACGCCGACACAAUGCCUUCGGAACAAGGACACCGCCUCUACGUCAAGGGACGUCACCUGAGCUUCCAGCGCAGCAAGCACGCCCUCACCCAAAACACCAGCUUGGUCAAGAUUGAGGGUGUUGAUGACACCAAGUCCGCCAACUUCUACCUCGGCAAGAAGGUCGCUUUCGUUUACCGUGCUAAGCGUGAGGUCCGCGGCUCCAACAUUCGGGUGAUCUGGGGCAAGGUCACCCGGCCGCACGGCAACUCCGGUGUUGUGCGCGCCAAGUUCCGCCACAACCUCCCCCCCAAGUCCCUCGGCGCUACCGUCCGCGUUAUGCUCUACCCCUCCAACAUCUAAACGGAUUCUCUGUGUUGUUUUUAGUGGGCGAUUCCCUUCUUCGCACAGACGGUCGGUCAGGCAAGGAAAAGUCGACGGAACGAGCCGAUGUUGAUUUGAGGUGAUGGAGUUGGCGGGUUGAUAACGUUUUGUUCGUGGGAGAAGGCAGGGCCAACAAAGCCCUACGAAUCAAAAAAAUUACACUUUCAUAGCUGUGUCGGCCCCAAGAUACUGGGAACGAGCUCCGUCUCGACAUUUCUCCUUGUUCUUAC
Molecule: messenger RNA, 714 nt
Organism: Penicillium egyptiacum
Lineage: Eukaryota; Fungi; Ascomycota; Eurotiomycetes; Eurotiales; Aspergillaceae
Source: the annotation of a GenBank genome assembly